AUGAUUCAUCAGAAACCUCUCACAUCUGCACCACCUCGCCUCCAGCGUAUGCUCAUGCGUCUUCAGCCAUACAACUUCACUCUGCAAUACCGGCCCGGCAAAGAGGUUCCCGUUGCUGACAGCUUAUCACGCUCUCCAACGACUGACGGUACACAUAUUCCGUUAGACAUUCAGAUAAACCUCGUGCACUUCACUGCUGAUCGCCUUGCAGCUGUCAAACGCGAGACGGAACGAGAUCCCAUACUUCAGGAACUCAAACAGAUCAUCAUAUCCGGUUGGCCAGAUCGGAUGAAGGAUCUCCCAGCUCCCCUCCGACCAUAUUGGUCAUUUCGUGAUGAGCUCGCAAUCGCUGAUGGCAUCCUUAUGAAAGGAUGUUGUGUUGUCAUACCUACAGCCAUGCAUACAUACACGCUGAACAAGCUGCAUGAGGGUCAUCAGGUUGCAACCAAGACGAAGCUCCGAGCGAAAGACACUGUGUAUUGGCUCAACAUGAAUCAAGACAUAGAUCAUGUUGUGAGUCAAUGCCCUACAUGUCAGGAACAUCAACGGUCACAAACCAAGGAGACUCUACUUCCACACGAGCUGCCGACGCGACCAUGGCAAAUACUUGGAACUGACCUAUUCCACUUUGAGGGAAAUGAGUAUCUCAUGAUAGCUGACUAUUACUCUAAAUUUCCUCUGGUUCACAGAAUGCCUGCAAACUGCACAAGUGGUGCAGUGAUUGAUGCCACUCAGCAAAUCUUUUCCGAGCACGGUGUGCCGGAGAAGAUUAUUAGCGACAAUGGUCCACAUUUUGCCUCUGCCGCCUACAAAGUGUUUGCUGACGAAUGGGGCUUUACACAUGUAACGUCUUCGCCUCAUUUCCCACAGUCGAAUGGGUUCGUCGAAAGAAUGAUACAAACCGUCAAGCGUACAAUGACCAAAGCAAGAGCCUGUGGUCAAAACAUCAGCAUGGCUCUUCUAUGCCUUCGGACAACCCCAGUGGACAGCAAACUUCCAAGCCCUGCAGAACUGCUCUGCGGUAGAAAGGUUCAGAGCAACCUUCCCGUUGUGAUUCAGAAUACCUCGGAACACAAGGACCAGACAUACCAACGCCUACAGGACAGACAAGCACAACAAAAAGCCUACCAGGACAGAUCAGCUCAUGACCUCAAGCCACUUCACCCAGGUCAACUAGUUCGUGUACAGGAUCCACGAACUGGGUUGUGGACACCAGCUCAGAUAAAACAGCGCUGUGAAGAACCACGUUCUUAUGUCAUAGUGACACCCAAUGGUCGCGAACUUCGACGCAAUCGCCGCCAUCUUCGUGACAUUGAACCUGCCAAAAAACGUGUCACAUUCGAAGAUGACACUUCACCGUCUCGUAACAGAGAAGUACAGGACACCCCGAAAACUCCCACUAUCACGCGAUCAGGUCGGCAAGUCAAACCACCAAAGAGACUUGAUCUGUGA
Molecule: messenger RNA, 1452 nt
Organism: Patiria miniata (bat star)
Lineage: Eukaryota; Metazoa; Echinodermata; Asteroidea; Valvatida; Asterinidae
Exons: 1
Coding region: 1-1452 (483 amino acids)
Biological process (GO): DNA integration
Molecular function (GO): nucleic acid binding
Source: RefSeq, a predicted model, not a curated record